Messenger RNA from Miscanthus lutarioriparius, 1170 nucleotides. NCBI's taxonomy places the organism in Eukaryota, Viridiplantae, Streptophyta, Magnoliopsida, Poales, Poaceae. The record is from the annotation of a GenBank genome assembly.
AUGGCUCCAGUAAUUGUCAUGCUCGUCUGCAAUCUCAUAGCUCUAUUGGUAUACUGCAUCUGGAAGAUUAGCUCUCUAGUACUGCAGGCUUGUCUCCGGCGCCUUCGUGCCCGCGGCAAAGCUCCACCUGCUGAUCCAGAGGCGCCACUUGCGACGAUGCUCAAGUCAGAAGCAGCCUCUACUACUCCCGUGCAGGUGCAGCAGACCACGUUCCACAUCGAGGACCUGCCGCGGAAGUUCUCGUACGACGAGAUCCGAGCCGUCACCGGAGACUUCGGAACCGUCGUGGGGCGCGGCGGCUCCGCCGAAGUCUUCCGAGGCCUCCUCGACGACGGCACGGCGGUCGCCGUCAAGCGGAUCACCAGCUACAAACCUGUCGGCGAGGAAGAGUUCCUGAGAGAGAUAUCCAUCGUCGCCAACGUGCACCAGCGCAGCCUGGUGCGCCUCCUGGGAUACUGCCUCGUGCAAGGGGUGCCGGGCACCACCGCCCACGGCCAGUACCUUGUGUACCCGUUCUUCGAGAACGGGUCACUGGAUUGGUGGCUGUUCAACGGCGAGGACAGGAGGCGCCUCCUGCCGUGGCCGACCCGGCGCCGCAUCGCCGUCGACGUUGCCAGGGCGCUCGCGUACCUCCACCACGAGUGCCACCGGCAGAUCCUGCACCUCGACAUCAAGCCGGCCAACAUCCUCCUCGACGGCAGCUUCCGCGCGCACGUGUCGGACUUCGGCAUCUCCAUAUCCAUCGCCCAGGACCUCACCAGCGUCGAGACCUGCGGGGAGGGCACGCCCGGGUACAUGGCGCCGGAGAUAUGGUUCAGCUCUCUGUCCACCAAGUCCGACGUGUACAGCUACGGCAUGACGCUCCUCGAGCUCGUCGGCGGGCGCAGGGGCUACGAGGCCAGCAUGGACUCGUCCGAGACUCCGGACAUCUUCGCGCGCGUCGUGCGGGAGAAGAUGGCGCGAGGCGAGCUCAUGGAGCUUGUGGACGCGACCAUGGCGCCCGUGGACGAGGGGGAGGUGGAGGCGCCGGUAAGGGUGGCGCUCUGCUGCGUCCAGCACCAGCGGGAACUGAGGCCCAGCAUGCUAACUGUUGUGGAAAUGCUCGAGGGGCGUAUUGCCGCCGAUCUGCCGCCGGAGAGCCGUCGGUCGCCUGGCGCGAAUUUUACGUAG